Molecule: messenger RNA, 715 nt
Organism: Microstroma glucosiphilum
Lineage: Eukaryota; Fungi; Basidiomycota; Exobasidiomycetes; Microstromatales; Microstromataceae
Exons: 1
Coding region: 223-600 (125 amino acids)
Biological process (GO): cyclic nucleotide metabolic process
Molecular function (GO): 2',3'-cyclic-nucleotide 3'-phosphodiesterase activity
Source: RefSeq, a predicted model, not a curated record
CUGGACUGGAGACAAAAGAAGGAAGGGACGAGGAGGCAAUUUGGAACGAGGCGGUUGAUGGGAUCAGGGAGUGGCAGAGCGUGCAUGGAGGCAAUGAGAGGAUAGAUUGUACGCUGAGAGAGGUGACCACAAAGGGAUUCUACUUCCAGGUGAGCACAUCGUACCUACACAUCCUAGCCCGGUGCUUGUGCUCACUAGUCUCAUCCCUCCCUUCCUCCCUCCAUGCAGUGUCUCCUCCUCGCCCUCUCCCUCCCCCAACGACUCGCUGAGCUCAACAAUAUAAUGCGCCACCGCUUCAAGAAGGAAUCGCAACGCCCUUACUUUCCACACAUCUCACUCCUCUACGCAGAUAUACCCGCCGAGGAAGCACGCGGGCAGAUCGCUCGACUUCAGAAGGAAGGGUGGUUUGAGCGGGUAGGCUCGGCCGCCUCCGGUGCAGGUCGGCCACAAGAGGAACAAGGCAAGGGAGGAGAGGAAGCUGUACGGGUCAAGGAUGUGGGUAGCGAGGUGAGCUUCGACGAGGUACAACUGUGGGACUGUAAUGGACCGGUGGCGGGAUGGAAGAAGCUGAGGAGUAUGUCGCUAGUCGAACAACGGUGAUCACAAUGGGACAUGACAAAGAACUUCGGUUGGCUAAGCAAGACAUCGAGAAGGAAAGACAUGGGGACACAUAAAGCGAACGAUCAAGUGAGCGAAAUGCCUCAGCAUUGCGGUG